AUGGAGACCAGCCCGGAGAGCCCCAACCGGGCCGUGGAGUACCUCCUGGAGCUCAACAACAUCAUCGAGAGCCAGGCCAAGCUGCUGGAGACCCAGCGGCGGCGCAUCGAGGAGCUGGAGGGCCAGCUGGACCGGGUCAACCAGGAGAACCAGGACCUGAGGCACGAUUGCAGCCCGCGGACGCCCGGCUCGGACAACCCCGAGCAGAACCACAACCACAGCCAGCCCCCGUCCGUCCCCGUCCACCAUGGCGGGGUCGGCGGCGGCGGGAACAGUGGCGGCCCGACGGCUCCGGCGACCGUCGCGUCGCCCGCGACCUCGGGGCCGGGAAGGGAGAGGCGGAGCCACACCCGGCUGACCCGGGGUCUCUCCUGCAGCUCCUCCAACGCCGAGCGAGACCGGCUGGAACGCACCGACAGCACGGACACCAACACCAGCUCCACCCUGCGGAGAAAUGUGGACGGGGACGCGCAGUGUACAGAGACGGCCACUCACAAAGACAUCCAGACGCCAUUCAGCCAGAAGCCUUACCUGCGCGGCUCAGAGCGCUACACUGACAGCAGGACCAGCAGCGCGCCCGCCGGAUCCAGGGCCCCUCCAUGCGUGUCCGCCCCCAGCUCAGCCAGCCUGGCCUGGGCCCUGCGAACACGCCACCAGCCUGCCAGCCUGGCCCUCCGCAAGCAAGAGGAAGAGGAGAACAAGAGAUGCAAGGCCCUCUCGGACAGCUAUGAGCUCUCAACGGAUCUGCAGGAUAAGAAGGUGGAGAUGCUGGAGAGAAAGUACGGCGGCUCCUUUGUAAGUCGCCGAGCCGCCAGGACCAUUCAGACGGCCUUCAGGCAGUACCGGAUGAACAAGAACUUUGAGCGCCUCCGGACCUCCGCGUCAGAGAGCCGCAUGACGCGGCGCAUCAUCCUGUCCAACAUGAGACUGCAGUAUUCCUUCGACGAGCGACAGCCUCAGCAGCAGGCCCAGACGCAGACCAACUUCACCCACACCGUGGCCAUAGGGCCUCCUCACUCGCCCGACCCGGACCGCCCGGGGGACUACACGCACUUGGAGGACUCCUUCUCCAAACAGGUCAAGUCCUUAGCCGACUCCAUAGACGACGCCCUUACCUGUCGCGCGGGUCGCGAUGACUCCCAGGAGGGCAGCAGGGAGGGCGGCGGCAUCAGUGAAGACUUUGGGGAGUGCGUGUGGAGCAGCAGCAGCAACCCUUCCUCCCAGAGAGGUUUGGGAGAGCGGGCGAGGGGAGCAGGGGGGGGACUCAGCAUGCACGGCGACAGCACGGCCACCUCCUACAGCGACGUCACCCUCUACAUGGACGACGGCAUGCCGACGUCCCCGCUGUCCCUGGACCGGGCGCCCAGCAGCACGGACACCGAGUACUGGGGCCCCGGCGGUGGUGUCGGAGGCCGUGAAGACAGCCGGGACACCGAGGGAGGGGGUAGCAGCAACAGUCGACGCAGCACCCCGUGCACCGAGUGCAGGGACUACCGUCUGCGGGGCGCUCAUCUGCCUCUCCUCACCAUCGAGCCGCCCAGCGACAGCUCCGUGGACACCAGCGACCGCUCAGAUCGGGGCUCGCUGACCCGACAGCUGGUCUACGAGCAGGAGCCCGGGGUGGGGGCUUGCUCCCCCCAGGGGACCCUCAAGAACUCCCCCUCCACGGGCACCCGCCCUUCCUCCACGGCGGCUGCCCAGGGCCAGACCCGAGCCCCGGCCAGACCCAUGCCCACACACAUCCCCCACCAAGUGGCGGCGCACCACCACCACCACCACCACCCAAUCCACCACCACCAGUACCCCGACACGCAGUCGUCGUCCUCCUCCCCCCAGCAGCCCCCCACCACCCCUCUGUCCUCCUCCUCCUCCACCGCGCUGCCUCCCGGCGGCCUGGAGCAGCCGUGCUGCUCGGACGGCGACAACGACUCGCUCAACUCCACCACCAACUCCAACGAGACGGUCAACUGCAGCUCGGGCUCCUCGUCCCAGGACAGCCUGCGGGAGCCUCUGCCGCCUCUGGGAAAGCAGACCUACCAGAGAGAAAGCCGCCACAGCUGGGACUCCCCGCCCUUCAACAGCGACGUGGUGCAGAGACGCCAGUACCGCAUAGGUCUCAACCUCUUCAACAAGAAGCCGGAGAAAGGGAUCCAGUACCUGAUAGAGAGAGGUUUCGUUUCGGACACUCCAGUUGGGAUCGCUCGCUUCAUCCUGGAGAGGAAGGGCCUCAGCAGGCAGAUGAUCGGAGAGUUCCUGGGAAACCGACAGAAACAAUUCAACAAAGAUGUUUUAGACUGUGUGGUGGAUGAGAUGGACUUCUCCGGAAUGGACCUGGACGAUGCUCUCAGGAAGUUCCAGGCUCAGAUUAAAGUUCAAGGAGAAGCCCAGAAGGUGGAGCGGCUCAUAGAAGCUUUUAGCCAGAGAUACUGUGUCUGUAAUCCAAUUCUGAUACGCCAGUUCCAGAACCCAGACACCAUCUUCAUUUUAGCCUUCGCCAUCAUCCUCCUCAACACAGACAUGUACAGCCCCAACGUCAAAGCUGAGAGGAAGAUGAAACUAGAGGACUUCAUCAAGAAUUUGAGAGGCGUAGACAAUGGUCAGGAUAUACCCAGGGACCUGCUGGUUGGGAUCUAUCAGCGGAUACAGAAGUGGGAGCUACGGACCAACGAUGACCACGUGUCCCAAGUGCAAGCAGUGGAGAGAGUCAUUGUGGGCAAGAAGCCUGUGCUGUCCCUUCCACAUCGUAGGCUGGUGUGUUGCUGCCAGCUGUAUGAGGUCCCCGACCCCAACCGGCCGCAGAGGACCGGAGUGCACCAACGGGAGGUUUUCCUCUUUAACGACCUUCUGGUGGUGACCAAGAUCUUCCAGAAGAAGAAAACCUCAGUGACUUAUAGUUUCAGACAAUCGUUCCCUUUGGUGGAGAUGCAAGUCCACAUGUUCCAGAACUCGUACUACCCUCACGGCAUCCGCCUGACAUCAGCAGUCCUGGGGGGGGAGAGGAAGGUUCUUAUCAUCUUUAUGGCACCCAGUCAGCAAGACCGCACCCGCUUUGUUAGCGACCUCAGGGAGAGUAUUGCUGAAGUGCAAGAGAUGGAGAAAUACAGAGUGGAAUCGGAGCUGGAGAAACAGAAAGGUGUGAUGCGGCCUAGCCUGCUCACCGGAAGCGUGGUUGGAGGCAUGGGCGUGAAGAGCGACGUCGUGAACGGCACCCUGGGAAGGACAAGUUUUGAUGACAACUGCUCGAUGGGUGAGGGUCUGAAACGCACGGCGCUCAGCUCGUCUCUCAGGGACCUGUCGGAUGCAGGGAAACGUGGUCGCAGGAACAGUGUUGGUUCUCUGGACAGUACCAUGGAAGGAUCCAUCAUUAGCAGCCCGCAGCCUCACCAGCGCUACCCACUGCCAGGCGUGUUGCCCGGCUGCUACGCAACAGAAGACUUCCGGCCUCAUCGCCCCAUCCUGAGCCCCGGAUCGGGGGUGGGGGGUGGGCCGGGGCAGCAACACACCACUGCUGGGACAGGAGUUGGGGGAGUCUCCAGCAGUGCAGAGAGAGCAGGAGCGGGGAGCGGGCCUGGGGGGAGCAGCAGCAGCAACAACAACAGCGGCUCCUUCCUGGGCUCCCUAUUCGGCAGCAAACGUGCCAAACCACCAGGGCCCCUUAUUCCACCGGGUCCACCAUACCCCGCACCUGUACCCCCACCGACUACAGGAGGGCCCCCUCCUCACUCCCCUUCAUCGCUGUGCCAGCUGGACGGGGGGCCCUCCAAGAUCCAGGCGUUGCACGCACAGUACUGUCACGUGGGCACCGUGCAGCCCCCACCACCUUACUACCAUCACCAUCGCUACCACGUCCAAACUGUCCCGCCUCCUUUGCAAGGCGUCCCCCCCCAUUCUAUCCAGAGAGGCCCUCUACCCUGUCGUCUACCGCUUGGCGCCCCGCACGUCCAGCACCCGCAGCUGGCCCAUCUCUCCCAGCUCUCCCAGCAUGGGCUUCCGGUUCGUUACGCCAACAUGGUGGUGGGGUGUCCCCCCCCCCUUUCUCCUCUCUCCCAACAUUCCCAGAACCCACAGUUUGCCCUGUACCACGCGCAGCCUACACACUCUAUCAGAGGGGGCGGCGUCCCUGGCCCCAAACUCCCACUAAGCAUGUCUCACUCCCACCCGCACCCCCACGCACACUCCCAAACCCACCCCGGACACGUGCACACCCCACACCCAGCCAGCCACUCCACCCAUCAAACACACUUCAUAUUCGGCACUCUGCCCCACAACCUGCCGUCCGCCUCCGUCAAUGCGCAUCACGCAGCUUCCGCCGGCCCGUAUCUGCCCCAGUACCCUCCUCUUUCGUCUAUCCCCCCUCCCCCACCACAUUCCCCUUUACCCCCCCCUUCGUCCCCCCUUACCCCUCUUACACCUCUCUCCCCUCCCCCCCCAGCACCCCGGGCAGCCUCAGCAGGGGCCGCAGGUGACGGGGGCUGGAGCGACAGGUACAGGGGGCAGCUCCAAGUCCAAGCCUAUCAACCGGAUAAGCACCGUGGUGUGAGCAGGAUGUGGGGCCCCAGGGGUCAGAGGUCAGAUCACAGGGUGGAGGAGGUUGGCAGAGCCAGGCCCAGGAGCAAGUCUGCCAGGACGGAAAGUAACAGCAGCAGCGCUGGCGACAAGAGUAAACGCAGCUUGCUUCGUCUCUGUUACUUUCACCUCCGCUUCCCACACAUGUAGGUGGCAACAUCGAGCGCAGCGACACACAGAAACACAGACACACACAAAUGAAUAAACACUAAAUAUAGAAAAAAGUCUAUAGCCAUAUAAUUUAAGAUAAAACUAAAUCUAUAUCUAGAUAUAUCGCCUCGGUUUUAAUUGUCUAGUUGAGGCUGUAUGAGAUUAUUUACAUGUACAGUACUAGGAUGUGAUAAUGUGAUGCAGAGAUCAAAUAUAUCCGGCUGCUUACAUGAGGAUGUAAAUAAAAACAAAUGCACCGAAUGCAUUCCAGCGGAGUUUGUCAUUAAAAACAGCAGAGAAUUGCAAAAAGAAAUGUCCCUCGACUUUGCAAUAAUUUACUUGGCUUCAGGCGUCUCUGUCCACUUUUGCAGGUUACGCUUUGCUGACAGGCUCCUUUUUUUUUCUCAAAAAGACCUCAGAUCUGUUGCUUUUGUCUUGAAUUUCUAAAAACCAACGCACGGUUUCCUGACAGUCUUUUGCUUUAUGGUCUUUUACAUGUCAGGAGCCACUUGGCUUUUUAAUGCAUUCCUUGUGGGGUAUUGGGAAAUUAAUGAUACAAUCAAUAAUAUAUUUUGAAUGUUUCUGAAGCUUCUUGCUGUUUUAUCGAUACUAUAAUAUACCUGCUAUGAGUAUGAUGUAUAUUGUACAAUAUUUGUUUUGAUCAGUGAUUAAUUAUAUCAGCAGAUGUUUAUACAUGGUUAUAGAGAGUAUAUAUGCACAUAUAAUUCCCCUCAGUAUGCCAAAACCUGCAGAGGGUGUUACGAUAUGUGAAGUGUAAUUUAUUUCCAUUGUACCAUUAAAAUUCAUAUUUUUUUCGUCCAGUAUGGGUUGUAAGAAAUUGAAUGAGGUUUAGUUUUGUUCAAAUUGAAUUUGAACACGUUGCUCCAUUUCUGUUUUGUUUAACGUGAGCAAACAAGGGGCGUACUUUCUGACAUGGGGUGACGAGCAGAACUUGAAUUUAAAGAAUGGAUCAGAGUUCAUGUUUCUUUUUCUAUAUUUAUUAAUGACGUUCCGAAAAUUGGAAAGAGGCUUGAAUACGGUUGUGUAAAUUGAAAGAAACCUUUUGGACAAUGUCAUCCCCUCACGAUUAUAAAGGGCAUCUAUACUCACUUCCUCGCAGUCAUCAGAUUUAGUCAUUUUGUGUUUGUCGGGAUGUUUUGUGGUUUUGCACACGUGAUGUCUUAAGUCAGAAAUGGCCUUCUUCUUAUCCUCCCUCUUCUGCCACUUUUAGAAAUAUCUUGUUACAUUUUCUGAUGCCAUGGCAUCCUGCAGAGGGCUUCUUGUUUAAAAUGGUAACAAGUUCGAGAAUGUAAAAAUAGCCUACAGAUACAUAAUGUAUUUCCCCUUCUGUAAGUGUUACCCCUUCUGCUUCUGCAAUUUUUUGAAGAUAAAAUGAGCACUGAUGUCAUUUACCUUUAGUGCCAUUGAUUUCCAAGGAAAAACUACACUUAACACGAUUUGAAUGGGACACGAUGAGAACAAACUAUUAAAAUAAAUGGCAAAGUUUAAAAUCCUCAACAAAAGGAUUUGUAAGGAGGUUUGGAGACGGUCAAGAAUGUCAAAUGAAGAUUUUAUAAGUAUUUGUUGGCUGGCCUUUUCUUUUUAUUGUGUCCUUUUAUGACUCGUCUUGCAUGAAUAUACCUGCCCUUAUUGAAUAGAUUGUAUUGUAUAAAUCUGAAUGUAUAUACAAUAGGCUUCUAUACAUAUGCUUCUUAUCAUAAUUAUGGGAUGAACUACUCCCAUUCUGUAUUCAGGUGCGUGCAUGUCAGUGCCACUAAGACUGUACAUAAGAGGCGCGCGGAUAUGAGACGUUGGCCACAGGGAAUGUUGACUUAUUUUUAUUUCUGACCGAGGGUGAGAGAAUGAGUUACCAUUAUACAAAUUAAAGGCUAAAAGAAAUGUAUAUGUUGGUGCAGUUAUUGAUUUUAAAACAAAUUUUCUUUUUAUUCCUUUGUGUAUGUAUUAUGUGUACUGAAAGAGUAGAGAAUUGAGAUGUGAAUAUUUAUUGCUUCUGAUGAAUUAAAGUGUCCUUGUAGUGAA
Gasterosteus aculeatus aculeatus (three-spined stickleback) is the source of this 6756-nucleotide messenger RNA. The record is from RefSeq and is a predicted model, not a curated record. NCBI's taxonomy places the organism in Eukaryota, Metazoa, Chordata, Actinopteri, Perciformes, Gasterosteidae.